Brachypodium distachyon (stiff brome) is the source of this 1304-nucleotide messenger RNA. Its product is annotated as peroxidase 1. The record is from RefSeq and is a predicted model, not a curated record. Gene Ontology annotation, biological process: response to oxidative stress; hydrogen peroxide catabolic process. Gene Ontology annotation, cellular component: plasmodesma; plant-type cell wall. The transcript is spliced from 2 exons. Gene Ontology annotation, molecular function: heme binding; peroxidase activity. Bases 100 to 1062 code for a protein of 320 amino acids. NCBI's taxonomy places the organism in Eukaryota, Viridiplantae, Streptophyta, Magnoliopsida, Poales, Poaceae.
UUUGUAAGGACAUAGAUCACUCAAGCACUACCAGCAAAAACAUUCUUUCUGUAGUCACAUAUAAUUGAAGCUUUAGUAAUUUGAUCGUGUACGUUGUCCAUGGCGAUCAUCAGGUCUUGGCAGCUCCCUCUGGCCCUCCUGGUCAUCCUCGCAGCUAGCUCGGCCGCAGCGGCUCAGCUGGAGAUCGGCUUCUACAGCAAGACGUGCCCUGACGCCGAGAAGAUCGUCCAAGAGGAGAUGACCAAGAUCAUCGCCGCCGCGCCCAGCCUCGCCGGCCCUCUCCUCCGCCUCCAUUUCCACGACUGCUUCGUCCGGGGAUGUGAUGCGUCGGUGCUGCUGGAGUCCACGGCGGGGAACACGGCAGAGAAGGACGCGAAGCCGAACAGGAGCCUACGCGGGUUUGGGUCGGUGGACCGGGUGAAAGCCAAACUAGAAGCCGCGUGCCCAGGCACUGUCUCCUGCGCCGACGUGCUCACGCUCAUGUCCCGCGACGCCGUGGUCCUGUCCAACGGGCCCCACUGGCCAGUAGCGCUAGGCCGGAGGGACGGCAGGGCGUCGAGUGCCGCCGAGGCCAGCAAAGAGCUUCCCCCGGCGUCCGGCGACGUGCCGCUCCUUGCCAAGAUCUUUGCUUCCAAGGGGCUCAACCUCAAGGACCUCGCCGUGCUCUCCGGCGGCCACACCCUCGGCACGGCGCACUGCGCGUCGUUUGACGACAGGCUCGCCAACGCCACUGUUGAUCCGUCACUGGACAGCGAGUACGCCGACAGGCUGAGGCUCAAGUGCGGGAGCGGCAGCGUGCUGGCGGAGAUGGACCCCGGGAGCUACAAGACCUUUGAUGGAAGCUACUACCGCCACGUGGUGAAGCGGAGGGGGCUCUUUCGAUCCGACGCAGCGCUCCUCGACGACGCUACCACCGGGGACUACGUCCGGAGAGUUGCCUCGGGGAAGUUUGAUGCCGAGUUCUUCACGGAUUUCAGCGAGUCCAUGAUCAAGAUGGGCAACGUCGGCGUGCUCACCGGAAACCAGGGGGAGAUCAGAAAGAAGUGCUACGUCCUCAACUAGGCUGUGUGGAGCAGCGAUUCGUACGUAAGUCCUCGUGUUGUUAAGCGGAGUAGCGGACUAAGGUGGGGUACGUUAAUUUUAGUUGUGUGUCUGAUGGUAUUCAUUGUAGUGUGAGAAAUUAUUGUCAUCACCAAAUAUUCAGUAAAUUAUUUCUUUACCAAGUUAGUAUGCAUGUAUGUAACGCAGUACUUUGAUAAAUAGACAUGUGUCACACAUUGUGUGAUAUGCUCUGUUCCAAAAUA